CACGCGUGUUUGAGUGCAUGCACGCGUGUUGUGUGCAGGGCACGCGGCUCUGUCCCUCUUGGUGCAGCGCCUUUUGUCUGAGUUUGUGUCUCUUGAAUCUGCGACCCAAGGGGAGGAGGAGGCCGGCCCGGGCCAAGCCAGGGCCCGGGGAAGUGGCGCCCUACACCAUCGUCUACUUCCCCGUGCGAGGGCGCUGCGAGGCCACGCGCAUGCUGCUGGCGGACCAGGGCCAGAGCUGGACGGAGGAGGUGGUGACCAAGGAGGCGUGGCUGGAGGGCACCCUCAAGGCCUCCUGUCUGUACGGGCAGCUCCCCAAGUUCCAGGACGGAGACCUGACCCUGUACCAGUCCAACGCCAUCCUGCGGCACCUGGGCCGCUCCCUGGGGCUGUACGGGAAGGACCCGAGAGAGGCGGCCCUGCUGGACGUGGUGAAUGACGGCGUGGAGGACCUGCGCUGCAAGUACGCCAGCCUCAUCUACACCAACUACGAGGCGGGCAAGGAGGACUACGUGAAGGCGCUGCCGGACCGCCUGAAGCCCUUUGAGACCCUGCUCUCCCAGAACCAGGGCGGCCAGGCCUUCAUCGUGGGCAGCCAGAUCUCCUUCGCCGACUACAACCUGCUGGACCUGCUGCUGAUCCACCAGGUCCUGGCCCCCGGCUGCCUGGACGCCCUGCCCCUGCUGGCGGCCUACGUGUCCCGCCUCAGCGCCCGGCCCAAGCUCAAGGCCUUCCUGGCCUCCCCGGAGCACCUGAGCCGCCCCAUUAACGGCAACGGGAAGCAGUGAGGGCCCGCCCAGCAGGAGGGGCGCUGCCCGCCUGCCUCCCGCCCCUGCACCAAUAAAGUUUCC
Pipistrellus kuhlii (Kuhl's pipistrelle) is the source of this 848-nucleotide messenger RNA. RefSeq names its product glutathione S-transferase pi 1 (gene GSTP1). Gene Ontology annotation, molecular function: glutathione transferase activity. The transcript is spliced from 7 exons. Gene Ontology annotation, biological process: glutathione metabolic process. The coding region runs from base 18 to 785 and encodes 255 amino acids. Gene Ontology annotation, cellular component: cytosol. The record is from RefSeq and is a predicted model, not a curated record. NCBI's taxonomy places the organism in Eukaryota, Metazoa, Chordata, Mammalia, Chiroptera, Vespertilionidae.